AUGAGUUCCCAACCACCAUCACAAUCUCCAACAACUACAAAGAGCAAAGGAAAAGCUUCCCAAAACUCUCAACCCUCACAAGGUUUAAAGGCACAUUGGGACACAAAAUCUACUGAAAUUUUUGUCAAAUUUUGUGUGGAGCAAGUGAAAGCAGGUCACAGACCUGGGCUGGAGUUAGAUCCCUUGACUAGAGCUAUCAUGGCAUCAGAUGAUUGGUGGAAUUUGAAUCUACAGAGGUAUCCUGAUGCGGCCAAAUUUUGUGAGAAGCCAUUGACAUUGGCCGAUGACAUGGACAUACUGUUCUCUGAUGUUUCUGCAACUGGUAAGUGGGCAUACACCCCAAGCUUUGGAGUGUUUCAUGACAAUGAGGGAUCUCACACCCCACUUGGUGAUGAUACUGAUACGAAAAUUCAUCCAUCUGAAUUGAGCAACCAAUGUCGUCGCCAAAAAGAGGGUUCAUCAAAGAAACAAAAGGGGAACAAAAAACAAUCGGCUAUCAGUGAGUUGAGUAAGACACUUAACCGUAUUGUCGAUGCGGUGGAGGCAUCAUCUUCAACUGGUACAUAG
Molecule: messenger RNA, 567 nt
Organism: Camellia sinensis
Lineage: Eukaryota; Viridiplantae; Streptophyta; Magnoliopsida; Ericales; Theaceae
Source: RefSeq, a predicted model, not a curated record